AUGCCUAGAAACUUUCUUAAAGCUCUCUAUAAAUAUUGUGAAAUCAAUUUCUUAUUCGAAUAUUACAAUAAUACAUACCCAACUGACCAAAAAGCAGAAGAAAUCUAUAACAAAAAAGAUUUUCUUGUCUCUGAAACUAAUUCUGAAAAUAGUCAAAAUGAUAAUAGUUCUGAAUCAAAAUUUACAACAAUAAGUCAAACAGGAAACAGACAACAUACUGGAUCUCAAAAUGGUAAAAGAGUAAAAAUAAUUGAUCAUAUAGAAAAUAUGAUCAUAAAUGAAGAUAAUUCACAACAAAGCGCUUGA
Molecule: messenger RNA, 306 nt
Organism: Ambispora leptoticha
Lineage: Eukaryota; Fungi; Glomeromycota; Glomeromycetes; Archaeosporales; Ambisporaceae
Source: the annotation of a GenBank genome assembly